UUGUGGAAAUUCGGGACUACCUACACUCUUACGGGAAGAGAAGAGAGAGGGAGAAACAAUAUACACAGAUCAACGCGCACUCUGGGACUUCGAAGCCUCCAGUCCGUCACUGUCGAGCGAUUUUUCGCUUCUGGGGAUACAGAAGGGGAGGGGAGGAAUUUGUAAAUACCCGUCAGCUGACCAGGGUAUCUCUAACAAGAAAGACGACAUCGGAGCACGACGUUCCAUCCGAAGCCACGACAGUGAAUCCCUCGUGAAGGAGGCGGUCAGGACGUGGUUUCGUCUGCACUCCGCGCAUCUCAACGCCGUCGAGCGAUACAUCGUGGACGAGAAACGAAUACGUGGUGGGGGAGAUUCCUGUAGAUGCCCGUCAGCUGAUGAGGAUGCCUCGGAGAUGUCUUGCGGUUAGCAGCGAACGACGACGACGACGACGACGAGGAGGGGGAGGAGGACGAGGCGAUAACGUUGGAGAAGCGUAGACGUCCGAGGGUUGGUGUUCGGGCAGCCCUGCGAGGGGUGUAAGCGGUGAUCGAGGACUCGAGGAUGUUCUGCGCGGAGGGAUCGUCGUCGAAGGGCAGCUUCCUGCAGCAGAAGAAGGCUGCGCGUGAGGAUCGGGCGCACGAGAAGCGCCGGGAAGCUGCAGCUACCCUGAUCCAGGCCCAUGUCCGCGCCUGGUUGACCCGUGUCCGGUUUACCAAGCGGAUACUAGAGGAAUUUGAUAACAAUUUCCUUGAUGACGCCGGCGUCGAGAAUGCGACGGUGGAAUUGAAACCUGCUCUGGAGGUGUAUAGAAUAAUUUCUAGAUUUUUGAUAAUUUAUAAGAAAGAAAGGGAUCAAGAGAGAAUAGAGAGAUUGUGUAGAUACCUUGUACUGACUCUCGAUUCCGAGUCUCCAAAGAUAUCUUAUGUUGGCGUGGCGCUGAAUAAGGAUCACUACAUAUCAUGGAUAUCGCAAAUGAAGGUAGUUUUGUAUCAUUGUCUUUCUGGCUUGGACAGCCUGAAACCGGAGAGGGUAUCAGAUCACAAAUCCAUACUUUUGCGACUGCACACGCUGGUAAGUUUCACGUCGCCGAACACAUGGGCCAUACAGAAGGUAAAGGGCAUGGACCAGCUAAAAACCGGUAUGAGUCAACUGUGCGCCAACAUAAUGGGUCAUUUAGUUAAUAAUGGAUUCUAUGCUACCAUGCAGGCUCUCUUAAUGAAGGGAUUGGGUAGAGCAAAAAUCGCUCUGAAACCAGUUACACUCUCAGCAGCGGUUACUCUGACAUUGAGACCACUGAUCUCUUCGCAAAUGUCUGACAAGCUGGUAUCUUUGUUCCUAAUUAACAUCUUUAGCGUGCCAGCUCUGGUCUAUCACCUCAAUACCUUGUCACCAGAGUGCAUUUCAUCGUUCAUAACGAAUAAUCUCUUUGCAAGAAGUUUGGAGUUGCUGAAUUCCGAGCAGAAUUUGAGGAUUGUCUUUAAUGCUCUGGAGGGCAGUUACGCACUUUGUCUGCUCGCUAAUUUGAUACAGUUGGCGAACAUUGAAAGGGAAGAAGUACUAAAAGAGCUGUGCUUUCCUUCUUUUACGUUUGUCGUGACGAGAAUGUUGGAAGCAUGUCAACAAUACGUAGUCGCCAAACGGAGUAAUUUGACGCAUUGGCAUCCAGUGUUAGGCUGGUUCGCACAGACGAUUGAUACCUCAUUGCAGGAUGCGACUCCUUCGGUGAAGUUGCAACUUGCAUGUCUUUGGACAGGCAGGAUUGUUACGCAUUUAAUCGAGCAGCCACUAACUGAAUUUGUUGAGAAAGAGGUACCUUCUCCAGUAGAGCAGCAAAGUACCUCUUCCAUAGGCGCCAAUAUUUUCCGACGAGCAUUUCUCGAGGCUCGCACUAAUAGAAACAACAGCACCAAGAAUUACAGGAAGCUUGGCAGUCCAGAAGCUACCAAGAUAGCUCUGAUCUGUUCUCUAUAUCAAACGGCGUUGCAUACGCUCACGCAGAUGAAAAUCGAAAUAUUGACGGGACUAUGCUAUCAAGGCAAAAUUCUAUAUCACAUGUGGCUGUUUCUGACUACCCUGGGACCGCACUGUGGUCUGAAAGCGUUUUUAGAUCUCUUGGCGGCUAACACUAAAUGCACGGCACCCGAGUUCCAGAUGUUAAUAUUGUUCGCCGAUUGUAUGACUCACUAUGUUACUAUCUUGGAUGACAUGGAGAUGUAUGAGCAGCAAGAUCCUUUCAAGCUCACGGACUUCAUCUCUAUGUCAUACUUUUUAAAUCAAUUCUUGUACAAAGCUGUUCUCACUAAUUUAUUCGAUGUGAAAUCAGUAUCCAGUAAUCCUCUGUUUAUCUCACUUUACAUACUUCUAAUGGCAAUUUAUCGACGUGAUUGCCGCAGAACAUUCUGUCCAGAAGGUCACUGGUUAGCCAAGGAAGUACGUGUAUCUGGCUUUUUGGCCGAUUUGGAAAAGGGACGACGUGGCGCAGCGCUUUUACUCUCAAAAAUGCCUCAUGUUAUCCCUCAUUCCGAACGAGUCGUAUUAUUUCGCAAGCAUAUAGCUGAUGAGAAAGCAGUGAUGGGUUUAACCGAGAGUGCUUGUAACAGUCCACCGACCACUCUCAUCGUCGUACACAGAACACGAAUAGUUGAAGAUGGAUAUAGACAAUUAGCCAUGUUACCGUCGCAGGCAUUGAAAGGUGUAAUCAGGGUACGUUUCGUGAACGAGCAAGGUCUAGCCGAGGCCGGUAUUGAUCAGGACGGAGUUUUUAAGGAGUUCUUAGAAGAGACAAUAAAGCGAGUAUUUGACCCAUCUUUGAAUUUAUUCAAAGCCACCAGCGAAAACCGACUCUACCCAUCUCCCACGUCUUUCAUGCAGGACAAUCACUUACAACUGUUUGAGUUCGUCGGACGGAUGCUCGGCAAAGCGGUUUACGAGGGUAUCGUCGUAGACGUGCCUUUCGCGUCAUUUUUUGUCUCCCAAUUUUCUGGGCAAACAGGCGGCGCGUUGUACAGCUGGCUGGACGAACUUGCCUCGUUAGAUCGCGAUCUCUAUCGUAGCCUGACUUUAGUGAAACAUUACAAGGGUGAUAUUCGUCAGUUAGAGUUGACGUUCUCCCUCGACGAAGACGUGCUCGGCAAGCUAGUCACGCACGAGCUGAUAGCUGGCGGGCGCACCACUGCCGUGACCAAUCAGAACAAAAUUCAGUAUAUCCACCAUAUGGCGCACUACAGAAUGUAUCAUCAGAUCAAAGAGCAAACAACAGCCUUUAUCAAAGGAUUCCGCUCGAUUAUUAAUCCCGAGUGGCUAUCGUUAUUUUCAACACCUGAAUUACAGAGAUUGAUCUCGGGCGAUAACGUACCUUUGGACUUGCGAGAUUUACGAAGACAUACGCAAUACUACGGUGGAUUUCAUGACAGUCAUCGAGUGGUGUGCUGGCUGUGGGAUAUCCUUGAAAAGGAUUUUACGGAAGAAGAAAGAGGCUUGUUCCUAAAGUUUGUGACGAGUUGCUCGAAGUCACCUUUACUGGGUUUCGCACACCUAGAGCCACCUUUCUCCAUACGAUGCGUGGAAGUGUGUGACGAUGAAGACACUGGCGACACUAUUGGCAGUGUGAUCAGGGGUUUCUUCACGAUUCGCAAGAAAGACCCACAGAAUCGACUGCCCACUUCGUCAACGUGUUUCAACCUGCUCAAACUGCCGAACUAUCAGAAAAAAAGCACGCUGCGAGAGAAGUUGCGCUAUGCCGUCACCAGCAAUACCGGUUUUGAACUCUCCUAAGUGUUAUUGAUCGCGCAUUUUUCCCCAGGAGAAAAGUAACGAUAGCGAAGGAUUGUGCAAUUUGUUGGAACAUUGUGCGCGAGUUUUCAACAGUUAGAACAAAAUGAAAUUCGAUCAGAUUACGCCGUGAAAUUUCGCAGGGAUGAAAAAUCGACUGACACGAUUGAUACCUCAGAUUCGAUGCAGUCUAAAGUGAUGUCAAGUGAUGCCUAAACCGCCAUUAUCCCUAUCCAGAUAUAUUGCAUAAUCUACAGCCUGAUUAAAUGUCGCCUGUUGAAUUUUAAAUUACACGAACAUUUCAGAUUCGUCGGAAGUUUCUUUGGGAAAACACAGUAACCUCAGUAUUGUGCGGGGAUUAAUGGUAUCGUGAGCAACAUGAAAACGUACAACAUAAAGGUACACAAUAACGAGUUUUGCGAAUAAAUAACUUAGAUACACAUAUACGUAUAUAUAUAUAUUUAAAUAAAUUUUAUCGUAUAACGAAAAUUAAGUAUUUUAGAGUGAAGCCUGUUUACGACGUUUGUUUCUGCGGUUCGAUAUAUUCAUACAGGCACACACUAUCAAUUUGAAGUACAUCAUACUUAUGAGCUUAAUAUCGCUGAGAUAAUUGUGCGCUUGUUAGUGGAUAGAAUCGUUGAUCAAACAUUACAUUAAGAUUGGAGUGGCAAACAUUUAAAUUUAUUUUCAUAAAUAACAUUCGUUAUUUCAUUGAUCAACUUUCGAAAAUUAAAUUAAUAAGCAGGAGAAAAGAUCACAUCCAUAAUCACGUUUCUGAAAGUUUGUAAUAUCUUACAAAGUUAUAAGUUAUUAAAUGAUUUAUUAUUUAUUAUUUUUAGAAUUAUUAUUCCGUUUUUUAGAAUAAUUAAUUUAAAUAAUUUAGGUAUUUUUUUAUGAGUUUAUACUUUUACAAAAAAAUUUUUUACAUAUAAUUUAAAUUUUUUAAAUCUAGAAGUUAUAAAAAUAAGAAAAUUAAUAUAAACAUAUUUUUUAAUUACUAUGUUUCAAACAUCAUGGACAUGAUCUUUUAUAAAAAUUUCAAAAGGUUGUGAUCUUAUACUGUUUUAUUGAUUUGAUUGAAUUUGCAUUUGCACUUUGAAAGAGGUUAGCCACUGCCGUAUUAAGCAGAGGAACAUCCUUGGAGCUGGGGAUGUCUUGUCGACGAACCAGCGCGCGUGCAAAAUAAAUCUCUGUGAGCAAUCAAAAAACGACUUGCGAAUUUCUAAAAGUUUUCCCCGACAUGAAGAGAAAAAUCAACCGGGGAGGAAUCGUGAUUCUAUUUUAAAAGCUAUUUUCUCAAGAUUUUUGUACGGACUAUUGGCGCGACGUGCCGUCUAAUCGAUUUAAUACGAUCUAAAGGUACAAUUCCCACGGGCGCUCGCGGAUGAGAAGUCCCCGGGGUUCGUUCCGAUUGAAGGAGAUUAUUUCAAUAUUCUCGUCGUACUUCACGCAAUUGAAAAGUUUUCUGAAUAUCCGUAAUAAAAAGCUGGUUGAAUAAUAAGAGAUUAGAGAAAAGUGGGAAAGGUGAAAAACAAAAAGAAAUGUAUUUUCUUAAUUUUGGAAUAAUACAUAUUUUUCUUAUAUUUAUCUCUAGUAAAACUUAACCGUCGUGACAAGUAAACGAGAAAUACUUUGGUAAAGAAACUGAAGUGCAUGUAGGCAAAUGGAAUUUAUUGUACUGAUAAUUUACAUUAAUAUACAUUAACGAUUAAAUUUUAUCUUUUUAUACUUUUACAUUGCAAUUUAUUAUCGCAAUUGUUAACCGUUGAGAUUUUUAACGAAUAGUCCAAUUGCUUAAACAAUCUAAUCUUGUUUGACUCAAGUUUGAUAGAGUGGUGCGAGAUUUUUUUUCAAUCGGCGUUACAACAUGAAGUCGACGAAGGUUUCAUCCUUUGAUUGAAAUUCGCCGUGAUCGCUACACGUGCAGAACAACACGUAUAUGUGUUUAUAAAUAAAGCAGAAAAGGAAAAGAAUAUAAAAAAGAACUGCGAUAUUCUGCGCGAGAAGCGAAGCCUCUGUAAUGAUGUAAUAUUAUUAUUGCUCUUUCCUUUCGGGACGCGUUCUUCUGGCGGACAGUGCAAGUAGCAUUGACGGUGGGGAAUUUCGAUGACAGACCAAAGAUAAGGGCGAACGAUUCGUGAGAUGUAAUCUUUGCAUAUUUUCCUACGUGAUUAAGCAUUCAUGUGCUGUAAACCUGCGUUCACGCAAUCGAUUUAGAUCGACGAAACGCAAUUAAAGUGCAAAAGAGGAGAGGCAUUGGAUUAUUUUUUGUAUGAUUUUUAUUUUUCGAGGAUUAGGUCGACGGACAACACAAAGAUUCUCCUUUCGAACCGUGUAAAAUAAUAUCAUUGACUUUUUUAAAACCGAUCAUGUGCAAUACAAUUCAAUUUGUGCAAUAUCUAUUGGUCUCGACGGAAUAUACAAUUUAAUUGACUGUUAUUUUAUUUACAUAAUACAUUUACAUCGACGCCAUUAUACUUGUAUAAUGUUACCGGUGGGUGUUGUGUUGGCUCUAUUAAAGACAUUGCGUGAGCGUGGGAUUGUGUACGUUUAUUAAAAUGGAGCAGCGAAUACUUCCAUACAUGGGUAUAUAUCGUCGUAAGAAAAGCGAUAAACUUUAGAGGACGGCUAUCAGUGUAAGUGUAGGCUUAAGAUUGGCGUGAUCCAGCGGGAAAUUUUGCGAUUGUAAGACGAUCUCUGCGAUAACAAAUUGUGCAUUUACGAGAUUUAAUAAUUAACGAGACCGCAAGAUACUCUUUAUCGCGAAAAAAAAUGGCUACGGAAAAGCAGGAAAUGUAGCAACGCGCCGUGAAACGAGUUUCUCUUACAAUUGCAAAGCAGACGAAGACGACGGAUUGUGCAAAUCGCUCGUUUCGGUUACGCAACGGCCGCCACGCUCGCUCGUUUGUAAUCGAUGGUUUUAAAUUAUUAAGAUUCUGUGUAAUAAAGAGGGGAGAGAUUCUGUAUAAGAACGGGAGAGAUCCGCUAAUUUCAUACGAUGAAGAUUGGCAACAAUCGUGUAAAUAUAUACACACGUCGCAAAA
Messenger RNA from Monomorium pharaonis (pharaoh ant), 6797 nucleotides. RefSeq names its product ubiquitin-protein ligase E3B. Lineage: Eukaryota; Metazoa; Arthropoda; Insecta; Hymenoptera; Formicidae. The coding region runs from base 544 to 3756 and encodes 1070 amino acids. The record is from RefSeq and is a predicted model, not a curated record. Gene Ontology annotation, biological process: protein polyubiquitination; ubiquitin-dependent protein catabolic process. Gene Ontology annotation, molecular function: protein binding; ubiquitin protein ligase activity. The transcript has 17 exons.